AUGGGGAGAGUGACAAAUGGUGCAUCAUCAAAUGUUCCUCCACAACUCUCCCCCCUCCCCUUUCUUUUCCUUCUCUUCCUUUUCACCUUCUUCAGCAAUCUCAUAAACAAUGUCUCCGCCAAAGGCCAUGCAAAUUCUUCGGCUACAUUGACAUUCACGCCUUCUGAUAACUUCCUCAUCGACUGUGGCGCUCCGCAAGAAGCCAAGCUCCCUGAUGGCAGGACAUUCAAAUCGGACCGCGAAUCGGCUGACCUCUUGUCCACAAAUGAGGACUUUAAGGCUUCAGCUGACUCCAUCAAUGCCAAUGUCUCUUCAUCUGUUCCACCGGAUGCAAUAGUUCUAUUUAAAACGGCGAGGAUCUUCUCCGAGGAAUCCAUGUAUACAUUCCACAUCAACAAGCCCGGCCGCCAUUGGAUUCGCCUAUACUUCUAUCCUCUCCCACACCAGACAUACAACCUUUCCGACGCAGUUUUCUCGGUGGACACAGACAAGUAUGUUCUCUUGCAUGACUUUUCUGCCUCGGACAAAGCCACACUGGUGUUCAAAGAAUACCUUUUCAAUGUCUCUGACAACAGAUUCUCUCUCCAUUUCCGACCAAAGAAGCACUCCUUUGCUUUUGUCAAUGCCAUUGAGGUUGUCUCUGCCCCAGACUCUAUUUUCAAUGACUCUGCCACCACUGUUCCCGUAGCCGGAGACUUCAACGGCUUGCAAAACUACGCUUUCCAAGUCCGGUACCGGCUAAAUGUGGGAGGGCCAUUGGUAUCACCUCAAAAUGACACAUUGUCAAGGACUUGGGAGCCAGACACUCCAUACAAUGCAUUUCCUCAGGGCUCUCAAAACGUGUCAGUUGCUCCGAAAAUCGUCAAGUAUCUGAAGAGAGGAGAUGCCUCCUUGAUUGCCCCGAAUUCGGUCUAUGCAACUGCUCAGCACAUGCAGGAUUCUUUCACAAGCAACCAGAAUUUCAACCUCAGUUGGAAGCUUAGUGUUGAGGAGGACUUUUCCUACUUGAUCAGGUUACAUUUCUGCGACAUUGUGAGCAAGACCCUUGAUAACUUGUACUUCAAUGUAUACAUUAAUGGCAUGAUGGCUGUCUCCAAUCUUGAUCUCUCUUCACUCACCGGCGCGCUAUCCACUGCUUUUUACAAAGAUUUCGUGCUCAAUUCCACAGCGGUCUCCACCUCAAAUAACACCAUCAACAUUCAGAUUGGUCCUGGCACUACUCAGUCCGGGACUCAUGAUGGACUGCUUAAUGGAGUGGAGGUCUUGAAAUUGAGCAAUGAAGCAGAAAGCUUGGAUGGAUUUUUCGCGGUUGAUGGGAAGUACAAGGGUCCGGUGAAUUCAUCAAACAAAAUGAAGAUAGUUGCGGGUGUGGGAUUGGGAAUGGGAGUGACGGCAAUGUUCUUAGUUGGCGUGGUUUAUAUAAGGUGGAAAAGGAGACCUCAAGGUUGGGAAAAGAAAGAUAGCUUCUCAUCAUGGUUGCUUCCUAUACAUUCCGGUAACUCUAGCUUGUUCUCCAAGUCAAGUAAGUGUACUUCUAGAAGAUCAAGCAGCAUUUUCGGCUCACGCAAGAGCAAGAGUUACUCAACUUAUGUUUCUUCCACUUGCUACGGCCGGUCCUUCACUUUCGCUGAGUUACAAGCUGCAACUCAAAAUUGGGAUGAGAAGGAGGUGAUCGGUGUUGGGGGGUUCGGGAAAGUGUACCUUGGGGUGUUGGAAGAUGGUACUAAGCUGGCUAUCAAACGAGGGAACCCGAACUCUGAGCAAGGUAUUAAUGAGUUCAGAACAGAAAUGGACAUGCUCUCCAAGCUAAGACAUCGCCACCUUGUUUCACUGAUUGGAUUCUGUGAUGAGAAUAAUGAGAUGAUACUAGUGUAUGAGUACAUGGCUAAUGGACCCCUUCGAGACCACCUCUAUGGCUCGAACCUGCUUCCAUUGUCAUGGAAGCAAAGGCUCGAGGUUUGCAUUGGCGCUGCUCGUGGUUUGCAUUAUCUGCAUACUGGUGCAGCACAAGGCAUUAUCCAUCGUGAUGUCAAGACGACGAAUAUCCUCCUGGAUGAGAAUUUCGUUGCAAAAGUAGCUGACUUUGGACUGUCAAAAGCUGCUCCAUCGUUGGAACAAACCCAUGUCAGCACAGCCGUGAAGGGAAGUUUUGGUUAUCUUGAUCCUGAGUACUUCAGGAGGCAGCAGCUUACUGAGAAAUCCGAUGUGUAUUCUUUCGGCGUGGUUCUUUUUGAGGCAUUAUGUGCAAGGCCUGUUAUAUGCCCCACUCUACCAAGAGAGCAGGUGAGUUUGGCAGAGUGGGCAAUGCAAUGGCACAGGAAGGGCAUGAUUGAGAAGAUUGUUGACCCUCAAAUCGCUAGCUCCAUCAACGCUGGUUCGCUGAAGAAGUAUGUAGAAGCUGCAGAGAAAUGCCUUGCGGAGUAUGGUGUGGAUAGGCCUGGCAUAGGAGAUGUGUUGUGGAACUUGGAGUAUGCUUUGCAGCUUCAAGAGACAGCCUCGCAGAUUGAUGCUCGAGAAGACAAUACUUCGAGUCUCAUUUCUUUGGAUAAAGCAAGUGAGAAAGAUGACACAAACUCAAAGGAUGGCUCUGCACUUGGUGGUGCAGUGAGCGAGGAUUCUGUAGUCACAGCUGGUGGUUCUCCUCUGUUUGAUAAAGGGAAUGUCCAGGGGAGGUAA
This is a messenger RNA of Rosa chinensis, 2676 nucleotides long. Its product is annotated as probable receptor-like protein kinase At5g61350. Gene Ontology annotation, molecular function: ATP binding; transmembrane receptor protein tyrosine kinase activity. The coding region runs from base 1 to 2676 and encodes 891 amino acids. The record is from RefSeq and is a predicted model, not a curated record. Lineage: Eukaryota; Viridiplantae; Streptophyta; Magnoliopsida; Rosales; Rosaceae. Gene Ontology annotation, cellular component: plasma membrane; plasmodesma. Gene Ontology annotation, biological process: protein autophosphorylation. The transcript has a single exon.